Molecule: messenger RNA, 483 nt
Organism: Rotaria socialis
Lineage: Eukaryota; Metazoa; Rotifera; Eurotatoria; Philodinida; Philodinidae
Source: the annotation of a GenBank genome assembly
AUGUUUAAAACAAUAAUUCGCCAAUGUAUUGCUCUGCAACCAAUUAUAAAUGCACGUUUAUCAACAUCAAUAACUCAUCGUUUACAUACAUUAUCGAAUCGUACGAAUGUAUAUCACAAUACACCAAUUUGGUCACAUGUUAUAGUAUCACGUCGGAAAAUGACGACUGAUCAGUCAGCUAAAGAUGCUGGUCAAAUGCGUACACCACCUCCUCUUACACCAAGUGAUGUUGAAAGACGUGUAUUACGUAUUUGCAAUGAAUAUGAUAAAAUUCUAGAAACUAAAAAACACGAAAUCACACUAUCAACAAAUCUCAUGAAAGAUCUUGGUCUGGAUAGUCUCGAUCUUGUUGAAAUCAUUGUCGCAUUGGAAAAUGAAUUUGGUUUUGAAAUUCCAGACAGUGAAUAUGACAAGCUAUAUAUAGUCAAGAGCAUGGUGGAUUAUCUCGUCAAUAAAAUGAAUAUUGUUGCAGGUCCAAAAUAA